GAACUGGUUCAGCUUACCAAAACCGGGUCGUCCCCAGCAUCCAGAGCAUGCCGAAACCGAAAACGCAUAAAAUAUCUCCGACGGAACCGAUGGAAGGAUCCUCCACCGUCAGCCGCUGAUAACUUGUCGAAUUUCCGGGCCAAUUCCAAUUCUUCCCCCCUCAAACCCAAAUGGGUUGGCUUCUGGUUCCCCGUAGCACGCUGGCUUCAAGCGUCUAAACCGGUGGAUUUGUCCCUUUACGGAGAGAAAGGGCAGGUAGGGGAAGAAAACUAGCUCAUGGCUGUGGCGGCUGGGCCUUCUUCCUCCUUCUCUUGGCCUUCCAUCUCUCCCUCUUCUAGUUAUUUUCAUAAGAAUCUGAAGUUGGCAUCAUUGAUAUAUUCUCAUGGGCAAAAAUAUGGGAUGCUGCAGCGAAAUGAUGAUAAAGUUUAUGGGGGAAAAUCACUCCAGAUUUUACAAAGAUCCACUAAGUCAAAGGAAGGGUUUCUAGUAAGGCAAUUAAUAUCUUCUGCUACUUCUGAAGGACAGUCAUCAUUCAAUGAGCCUGAUUUGGAUACUCCAGAGUCAGAUAUGUUGGUUUCUGAAAAUGACUCUUUAAGAACCAGUCCAUCUCAUCUUACCAUAAGAACUGGAGGAAAACCAGGGUUUAUCUCAUUCCAUGGUAUUCCUUACCAAAGAAGAGAUGAAACUUUCGAAUCUUGUCCCAGCAAGGAAACAUCCAAGUUUUUCUGGUUUAUUGGUCCAACUGUCUUAGUAGCGUUCUUGGUUUUUCCAUCACUGUACUUACGGAAAAUGCUUUCUGCCAUAUUUGAGGACUCUUUAUUAACAGAUUUUCUAAUACUGUUCUUUACAGAAGCUCUUUUUUAUAGUGGAGUUGCAAUUUUUGUUAUGCUAGUUGAUCUUGUCUGGAGACCUGUACAGCAAUUAGCACCUCUAAAUAAUUAUUGGCCAAAAACCCAGUAUGGUCUUCGUGUGUCAUCUGUUGUAACUUUGGCUCUGAGCCUUAUAAUUCCUCUUCUAACAAUGGGUAUGGUUUGGCCAUGGACUGGGCCAGCAGCUUCAGCUACUCUUGCACCAUAUCUAGUAGGAACUGUUGUACAGUUUGCAUUUGAGCAGUAUGCGCGUUAUCAAAAGUCGCCUGCUUGGCCGGUCAUUCCUGUCAUCUUCCAGGUGUAUAGAUUACAUCAAUUGAAUAGAGCAGCUCAGCUGGUGGCAGCACUCUCCUUUUCAGUGAGAGCAGCUGAGGUAACAUCGCAAACAUUGGCUAUAAGCAACUCUUUGGCGACUCUAUUGGUUGUUCUCCAAAUCCUUGGAGUUAUUUGCAUCUGGUCACUUUCAAGCUUCCUCAUGAGGUUCCUUCCUUCUUCCCAAGCUAUACCCGAGUCUUGAUCCUACUGUAAGGUUCAUGAGCUUCCCUCAUAGUAGAAAUUGCAUUUUGUUUGCACUGCAAAAGUUUAUCUCGCCUUUUGGGUUGGCGAUGUGAUACAAGCAAUUCAGCACCAUAUGCAUGGAAGCUGAUGGUUAUAAAAUUCCAUCUAAGAGUAGCUGCGACACUUUAAAUGCAGAGAGGAAGUUUUAAACUGCAAAUGUACCUACCGUCACUGGCUUACAAUGGCAUUGUCGAUCAGAAACCUUUGGGUCUCAAUCCUUGAAGUAUGUGUGGAGAUGUGAAGUCAGGGGGAAAAAAGAGAGAAGUUAAAAAUGAUGGUUGACUGGAUUAUGCAACCGUUCUUGUGCUUCUUUCAUCUUCUUUCUGGGUGAAACAUGCUAUAAGCUUUCUUGAACAUGCACCCAAGCCUUCUAACAGCUGAAAGAAUUGCACUGAGAAAGCUUAUUUCUUUCUGACAUGCUACAUCUUGUGCGUACUGUGUAUUAUAGAAUUAGCAUGACUUUUGGUGUAGAGCUGUCAGCUUCCCAAUAAUAACUUUGCCUUAAAUGUGAACCACCUUUCUACUUGCACUCAUUCAACAGUAUGGCAAAGAAGUGGCGAAAAAGUGGGAGCUCAAGUUUUCUUACAUAAAUGAGCGUCUUCCAUGUUAAUGUAAAGGUUGUUUAUUGCUUUGUGUAAUUCUUGUUUUAUCAGACAGAUGUCUCCAAAAGACCACUUUCUACUUUUAAUGAAGUGUCUUUUAGUGGACCCAAUCUGUCUCUUAUCACUUGUCGUUUCCGGUAAAAAUGAUAACUAGCAGACUUCUGUA
Molecule: messenger RNA, 2195 nt
Organism: Elaeis guineensis (African oil palm)
Lineage: Eukaryota; Viridiplantae; Streptophyta; Magnoliopsida; Arecales; Arecaceae
Cellular component (GO): chloroplast
Source: RefSeq, a predicted model, not a curated record